Molecule: messenger RNA, 381 nt
Organism: Pyricularia pennisetigena
Lineage: Eukaryota; Fungi; Ascomycota; Sordariomycetes; Magnaporthales; Pyriculariaceae
Exons: 2
Coding region: 1-381 (126 amino acids)
Biological process (GO): mitochondrial electron transport, ubiquinol to cytochrome c
Source: RefSeq, a predicted model, not a curated record
AUGUCGUACCCUUCAGCAGCUCCUUUUAUCCUCAGGCGGCCGUGGCUCAAGAAGCUGCUCAUGCCCGUGGCUGAGUGGCACGCAAAUGCUGCCGGCUACCGUCAGAUGGGUCUCAGGGCCGAUGACCUGAUUCCCGAGGAGAGCGAGACUGUUCAGACCGCCAUCAAGCGCCUCGACCCCAAGGAGAACUACGACCGCAUCUUCAGGCUCCGCCGUGCCGCACAGCUCAGCUUAUCGCACCAAUUGCUACCCAAGAGCGAGUGGACCAAGCCAGAGCAGGACGUCCCCUACCUUCUGCCGAUUAUCAAGCGCGUCGAGGCCGAGCUCGCUGAAAAGGCCGCCCUCGAUGCCGCCGAGGUCCUUCCCAAGGGCGCUCACUAG